UUUUACAUCAGCUAUUUUAUUUUUGACAAAAUCGCGUCUUCAAGUGCGCUAUUUGAGCUGUUUUGAGGCUUAGCAGCGUGGGCACAGAAAGCGUCAGCGGAAAUUAUUUUGACCUCAUAUCGUCAAACCGAUUUGGAGUUGAGUUUACAACAAAGUAAAAUAAUAACGCACAGCCUUGCACAAAAAACAAAACAAUCGCUUAUAAUGGCUUUUUUGGAAGAACCUCGGCCUAAUUCACCAAUCGAUAGUGAAAUGGAAGACAAUCCAACAAACAAUAUUCGGCCAUAUCAGUUUGAGCCCGAAUGGCCGGCUGAUGAACACGAAGAAGCUCACCAGUUUGAGGAUAACGAAGAACAGGAAUUUUUGUAUAUUGACGAUGAAUCUCGGCGCGACAAUCUUGAAUGGUGUCAAUGUGGUAACUGCCAAAUAAUGGAUAAUAACGAGAAAUGUUUAUGCUGCAAAGAGAUUUCCAAUAUUUGUGACAAAAAUUUAGAGGCAGUAGAAACGAAUGAGACCACCGAAGUCCCUUUGUGCAUUACACAACAUCCUGGUUUUGAGCCUGUUUGUCUUAACAGGUGGGUUUUACAAACAGUUUGGUACCAGUAAAAGCAGCAAUAUGAGGUAGCAUAUGAUGGGCCCGAGGACAAACUGUACCGCCAUAUUGCAUAUAGACAGUUGGCAAGAUGGUGCUGGGGUGUCUUGGGUAGAGAAGUGAGAGUCAUCUUGCCAUCAUGUGCAG
This is a messenger RNA of Xenia sp. Carnegie-2017, 739 nucleotides long. RefSeq lists its product as uncharacterized. The transcript is spliced from 2 exons. Lineage: Eukaryota; Metazoa; Cnidaria; Anthozoa; Malacalcyonacea; Xeniidae. The record is from RefSeq and is a predicted model, not a curated record. The coding region runs from base 205 to 606 and encodes 133 amino acids.